This is a messenger RNA of Cucurbitaria berberidis CBS 394.84, 1570 nucleotides long. RefSeq lists its product as uncharacterized. NCBI's taxonomy places the organism in Eukaryota, Fungi, Ascomycota, Dothideomycetes, Pleosporales, Cucurbitariaceae. The record is from RefSeq and is a predicted model, not a curated record. The transcript has 2 exons. Bases 488 to 1186 code for a protein of 232 amino acids.
CUAUUAGUCUUGCACUUUACUCCAAUGACGGGCUCGACUUACCCCCAGAAAAUGCGGACGAGCAGAAGGAUACGAUGAGAACCGAGUUCGCGACGGUAAGGGCCAUGAUCCACUUCUUCGUCUUCGCCCAUGUCAUAGGGUUCCUUGGGUCAUUGUCUAUCCAUUCGACGACAUACGGGUCAUCCUCUGUGCCCUCACCCUCGUACUCCCAGUUCACAAUAUCAUUUGUUACGACGCCUUGAUCCGUGAUCAGCUUCCAGUGUGAGAUACCCUCCUUCCCAGACUCGAUGUCCAUAGUGCUCUUCCCACCAGCUCCGGUCUCUUUCUCCAUGAUGUGUGUGUUAUAUCGGUUCGGUUCGCUGUGUUGAUGUUUGGAGAAUAGUUGAAUAUGAAGCGAGGCCCGAGGCCUAGGAUUAAAAUGAGUUAAUUAAGGGAGUGAUAAGAACAACAGGCAAGAAAGACGACUAUCACAACCAGGAGCGGGAACAUGUCAUAUAUAAAGCAACAUUCCGUCGGACUAAAACCCUGCACAAGCGCGGCGCCCAAUCUUCUGGAAAUCUCCUAUUUCCAUCGCAAACUAUGCGCCAUACCACGGAAGGGUCCGCAUGAGGAUGACACCAUGCUUUGGCCACACCAAAACUUCAGCAGCCUCGGCCGAAGCACACACGCUAUUCCCGAAAUGUGCCCAAGAACGCAAAAUCGUGCCCUCGGCGCCAAUCAAAGCACAGCCACGCCGCAUCUUUAUCGGGGCGCUCUCUGGAAAUUGUGGACCAGCGACACGAUGGCAAACAGAUCCGACUCCCGAGCUUGUCCUGCGACGAAAUCCACCGGUGUUACGGGCGGAGCAAGACUGCACAGCGGAGGGUCGGACGUCAGACAAACACCAGAAUUGGGGCAUGGGAGGGGUAACAUGGUGGUGAGUACGCGUGUCUAUAUGGAGAAGGCUGAUAAAUCAGCGUAUGAGCGCCUGGUUUUGACAGACUUAUGCGCCAACUGGAUACCGGACACGGAUUACUUGAAGUCCACAGUACCACGACAGCGCUAUACCGACUCGUACUGCCUGACGGACGGGUCAUCGAAGACGUGUCAGUUGCUCUUCUGGUGGUGGACACACAUCAUCACGACGAAUUCCGAACUCCAACGCCGACCAUAUGCACCCAUGACCUUUCUUCUUCAAGAACGCUGAUCCAUCCUAAUAAACCUCAACACUAUCAUGAUGUAGUUAUAUACGCUGUACUUACAUGUCUUCUCUAAUAGCAACUGCCGUACCCAUCAGCCAAAAACUCUUUCCGCAUCCUUGGCUCAGAUUAAGCCUCCGUUAGGCUCCGCCAGGUGUGCAAGCCACCAGCGGACGGGGCUCCCGAGAAAGUGGGUCCGCUGUGAUUUCAGGUGGAUUCUAGAAAAUGUCGUUGGGCCGUAAACGCGAGAUUGCCAUGCUCCGUGCUUUGGGGGAGCAAUGUUUGCCGAAGUCUAGACACUUGACAUUUACGAUCUGGUAGAUGGUGCACGGGCAUGUUCAGAGAGACUUGUUAGCAAAUAUCUCCCGGGCCAAACUCUCCUGUUUUGAAGA